Messenger RNA from Tetranychus urticae (two-spotted spider mite), 2625 nucleotides. The record is from RefSeq and is a predicted model, not a curated record. NCBI's taxonomy places the organism in Eukaryota, Metazoa, Arthropoda, Arachnida, Trombidiformes, Tetranychidae.
AUAAGGUUAUUAAAAGUGAGAUAAACAUAUGAUUUUCUUGUGUAACCUAAUUUUUAAUUUCUCAUUCAACAUGUGCUAAAAUAUUCAAUCGAAAUGGUUUUAAGCAAGAUAGUGAAAUAUUUCAACACUAUACACUGGUCAGAACCACAAUUGCCACCUAUAAAUUAGAUUCAUCGAAAAAAACUUCAACUUUGGAGGAGAGCAUCACACGAGAUUACAUGAGCUUUGAAACUGGAUCUAAAGAUGAAUUUCAUGAUAUUUUUACAUUAAAAGAGUGUAAAUACUUGUAUAGUGAUAAAACAUUAACCCUUGCCUUCAAAUUACAACGUGAAGGUGUAAAUAAUCCUUUACAAAAACUCACGGAAAGUCAUGUUUACGAGUUGAAACAAAGCUUGAUAUAUUUUACAUUUUUACCCAAAAAAAUCAGUCCACUUCGAAUCGAUAACGUUCAAUGUAAUUUGAAUGAUGAAAAAAUUGAAAUAGAAGUGACAUUCCGAGAUUCCCCUGACUUUAAAUAUAUUUUCAACUCUAAAACUAUGUUUGUCAGUCCAGAUACAUUUAAACAGAUGCAAGCAAUCAAAGCAGACAAUGAAUAUGAAUGUCUGGAUAUAUUAUCAAAAAAUCAAGAUACAAUCAGUGUAGUAAUUUAUAGAUACUCAGAUUCUACUUGCGGAUAUUUGCGAAAUUUCGGAGAUCUCAAGGAAGAUAUUAAAAUCGGAGAAUCAUGCACCGUCUAUCACUUUCCUUUACAUAAUUUGGGUCGCGUUUACCAAGAAAUACCACUUGAUCAAAUUCAUAAUACUUUUUUGCAAGAUGUAGGGCAAAGUUAUCAUUUGCUUAGGGAAUAUCAUGCCGAAACUUAUAAAGUAAUUGAUGUCAUCGAUAAAACGAAAAGCCAAGUUGCCUCGGCUGGGGACUUUGUAUCAACCAUUCAAGCUGGUGCAAAAUUAAAUAGCAAUCAUAAAGUUACAGUGACUGUACCUAAUGUGAAAACUUUUGCCGAUUGUUACCGAACCUGUCAUGAUUCAGAGCAACUUAAAUGCAAUACUUUCUCGUUCUGUGAAAAUGGUGACUGUAGAGUCAGCAGCUUAUUAACUGAAGACUCGUAUAAUGAAUCGCACAUUGAACAAGACAAAACAUGUUAUAUUUACUCUUCGACUGUUUUCAAUGAUUACUCAGAAGUACCUCAUAGGAAAUUUAAAACUCAAACUUCAAUCGCAGAUGACAAAGAUGUUCAUUAUUGUGCAGAAUUGUGUCAUGCUUCGCCUGAUUGUUUUUCUUUCCAAUCUUGUGGUUAUGGUUGUAGUUUUGGUGGUGUUUAUACAGAUGCAAAUACUGAAUAUGACGAAGAAUGCAGUAUAUAUAUUCCCAAAGUAUAUCAAAAAUACCAAAAGACGGGCAAUAAAAUCGCAUCAGAUGUGUUUUACACUGAUAUGAAUUUAAAUUUUGAACAAUGUGCCUCAUUAUGUCAUGGAUGGUCCGAUGGUGAAACUGGAUGUAAAUCAUUCAAUUAUUGUCCUAAGAGUAAAACAGAAAGUUCUUGUUCAUUAAUCAAAUUUUCAGUCAAAAGUUCAAAUACUAAAACCAGUGAAGGAGGCGAUUGUUCAAAUUAUGAGUUGAAAGUUGGCUCAAAUGCAAAGAAAAGCAAAGAAUCCAGUUCGAUUGAGGUAACGAAAGGAACAAGUGGAUCAGGAGCUUUUGGAAUAAUUAUGCUGUUUUCGUUUGUCGGUGCUUUAUUGGGAUUCGCUGUCCCACUUGGUUACUCAAAAGUUAAACAAAUGCGUAAUGCUCCAGAAGCCAAGAAAAGUUUCAAUUGGACAAGACAGGUAGAUGAACAAGCUGAAAAUAUCAACUGAAUCUUAUUGUAAACCUACUUUGAUCUGCAAGGCUCAAUCCAUGAUAUUCAUGUAGAUUCAAUUGUGAGUGUAAACAGUUCCAAAAUCUAGCUUUUCAAGAACAGGCUGUUAAUAGCCAUCAAGAUAUGAAUUUCAAUGCACAGCUAAAAUUCAAAUUUUGUCAGCGAAACCUUUCAACAAUGUUUCUAAUCUAACGCAAGAAAAAUGUUAGAAAGGUUUGUUAUUCAUUAUAUGAAACUUGCUUAUUAAAAUGUGAUGUUGGAAUAAAAAGGGAUAAUCUUUCUUCCACCACAUCCAAUGAAUAACCAGAAGAUAAACCCAAGCUCUUACAGUUCAUUACCAGAUAAAUAUCAGUAAAUUAAUCAAUGGCCCCUCUAUUUACAAUGUGAACUUCACAUGUCUUACAUGUGUAUAAAGAAAGUUUUGAUUGAAAUUAUCGAGAUAUUAUUGGAAAAUUAUAAAAUGGGCUAACUUCACCAAAUUUUCAUCUGCAAUGCCUCAUACCGUGAGGUUGAAUAUCAAAUUUGGUUGAGAUUGGUCCAGUAGUUUUAACUAACAUUAAAAGAAGUUCUGUAAAAAAUGUUCGUUAAAGUUUUAAAGAAAAAAGGUCCAACAAUAAUCAUCAUAAACAAUAAUAUCACUCAACUAUUACAGCAUAAGUAAAUGAUGAUUUAAUUAUGGGCAAUGCUCUACAAACUUAUUCACGAAAUCAUAGUUGAACACUAUGAAGAUUGGCUAGACUGGUAUAAUAAAUCAACUGUUCAUAUCU